This is a messenger RNA of Macrosteles quadrilineatus (aster leafhopper), 2060 nucleotides long. RefSeq names its product trehalase-like. Lineage: Eukaryota; Metazoa; Arthropoda; Insecta; Hemiptera; Cicadellidae. The record is from RefSeq and is a predicted model, not a curated record. The transcript has 14 exons. Bases 157 to 1890 code for a protein of 577 amino acids. Gene Ontology annotation, molecular function: alpha,alpha-trehalase activity. Gene Ontology annotation, biological process: trehalose catabolic process.
GUGGCGGUUAGGUUAGGUUAGGUCGGUGCAUAGGGAUAUACAGUACUGAGAUCUUACCUGAUCAAGAGGGGCUCACUCGUUGUUUUGUGUUUGAAUAUAGUUUUAAAUUUCAGUAGGAGGUAGCACUGGUGUCGUUGGUGCCGCUCUCGCUCUACUAUGGUGUCGGUGAUGGUGUCCUAUGGUGUCGCGGUAUUUCUAUUGGUGAUCUACGAAGUGUCAGCGCUCACCCUUCUUCCCAAGAGUUUAAGGAGUCUUCCCCCCACUUGUGAAAGCAAUAUCUACUGCCAGGGUGUGCUGCUUCACGAUGUUCAGAUGGCUAGGCUAUACACAGACUCCAAAACUUUUGUUGACAUGAAGUUAAAGUACUCAGAAGACGAAGUUGUAUCUAAGUAUGAAGCCCUCAGAAGGCAGUAUGGAGGUACGCCACCGACAGACAAAUUACAAGAGUUUGUUGAUAGUAAUUUUGAACAAGGAGACGAGUUAGAAGAGUGGAAACCAACUGACUACACAACCAAGCCGUCGCUGGUCGACCGCGUGGACGAUCCUCUGUUCAAACAGUGGGUUGAAGAUCUCAACAAUGUCUUCUUCACUCUGAGUCGGAAAGUCAAACCCGACGUUAAGAUUAAUCAGGGUCUUUACUCUCUACUUUAUGUUCCUAAUGGCUUUGUGAUACCCGGAGGCAGGUUUAGGGAGUUGUACUACUGGGACACAUAUUGGAUCUUGAAUGGAAUACUUCUCUGUGAUAUGGUCCAUACUGCUAGAGGUAUCAUAGAAAAUUUAAUCUACCUGUUGCGCAACUACAAUCUGAUACCUAAUGGCAGUCGCAAGUAUUACCUACAGAGAUCACAGCCACCAUUGCUCAUACCAAUGGUCAAUCAGUAUUACAAGCAUACCAAGGAUUUAGACUUUGUCCGGCAGAACAUUGACUUGUUAGAGAAAGAGUUCAAUUUCUGGAUGGCAAAUAGAAUGGUCCGAUUAAAGAAGAACAAUAUUUGCUACAAGCUGGCCAGAUACUACAGUCCUUCAUCAGGGCCCAGGCCAGAGUCUUACAGGGAGGACUUCUUAACAGCAGACCGGCUACCAACCCAAGAAGAAAAGAAUGAGAUUUACAUCAGUCUUAAGUCUGCCGCCGAGUCUGGUCACGACUUCUCUACCAGGUGGUUCAUAAAGAACGGAACCAAUGGAGGUAACCUCUCCAACAUUGAUGCUCCUCACAUCAUUCCUGUUGAUCUCAACGCCUUCCUUGAACAGAACGCCAGACUUCUCUCAAACUUCUACAAGCUUCUCGGUGAUCCCAAGAAAGCAUCACAUUACCAAUACAGAGCUGACAAACUACUUCAAGCUAUUGAAGCUAUUCUGUGGCAAGGAGACAAGGGCAUCUGGAUGGACUAUGACCUUGUCAAUUUGAAGCCUCGAGACUACUUUUACAUGAGCAACUUUGCCCCGUUGUGGACUAGGAGCUACUCAUUUCCUCGUGAAGUUGUGUCAAGGCUUGCCCUCAAUUAUCUGGAAGAGAGUAAAGUGGACGAAUAUAUCGGUGGUGUUCCAACUUCACUGAACGCUUCAGGUGAACAGUGGGACUUCCCCAACGCUUGGCCCCCGCUGCAGGCAAUACUCAUACAGGGGCUGGACAGGCUAGAAACCCCGGCGGGGAAACAAGCUGCGCAACACUACGCGACCAAGUGGCUACGCAGCAAUUACAAGGGUUACGCGAUCUUCCGCAAAAUGUUUGAAAAAUACGACGUGACAUUACUUGGCCAGACGGGAACUGGGGGAGAAUACGAGUUCCAAACUGGAUUCGGAUGGACGAACGGGGUCAUAUUGGAACUACUAAAUACUUAUGGAAGAAAAAUAUCAGCAAAUGGCACAGACAGCACCAAAGACACAUAAUGAUGGCGAGAGCAUCACAUUCCGUCCAUUAGGGCCACUACAGCCCUGUCAUCCUUCACUUCAGUGCCUCAUCCUCCCUAACUUAUAAAUUAUUGUUGAAUUAUUUAACUUGUUAUUUUAUUUAAGCGAUUGUGAUAUGAUGAAAUAAAAAGUAUUUUUAGGAUAAUGAA